Molecule: messenger RNA, 1212 nt
Organism: Fonsecaea pedrosoi CBS 271.37
Lineage: Eukaryota; Fungi; Ascomycota; Eurotiomycetes; Chaetothyriales; Herpotrichiellaceae
Exons: 3
Coding region: 1-1212 (403 amino acids)
Biological process (GO): protein folding
Molecular function (GO): Hsp90 protein binding
Source: RefSeq, a predicted model, not a curated record
AUGUCGCAGAUAGAAGAGCUUCCAGAUGACUUUGAUGAGCAUGUCAGUCUCAAUGAUGCGCCCAAGAACCUGCCCUCAAUCGAAGAGCUGUACGAUCAGCACAUCUCGGCGUCUGGUCCCUCACAAAACCAGAUGUCUUCCAAGAGCUUCGAAGAAAUCGUGCAGGAUAUGAGCAAAACCCCGCUCUUUAUGAACAGUCUUGACGAAGCGACUACCGACGAUGGAGAGAAUAUAAUGCUCGAGGCCAUUAAAGCCCUGCAAAACGAGGGAACAAAAGCGGAAGUGGCACAAGGAUUUAAAGAGCGUGGGAACGAAAUGGUCGCGGAGAAGAAGUGGAAGGAUGCCAGAGAGUUCUACACCAAAGGGCUUGCAGUCCUAACAACCAAGGACGAAGACAAGUGGGACAAGCCUGAAGACGAGACCGCAGAAGAGACGCUUCGAGUCCUGCUUCACGAACAACUACUCGUCAAUCGAGCCCGGUGUAAUCUGGAAUUGAGAAACUACCGGUCAACCAUCCAAGACAGUGCUGCUGCACUACGUAUUAACCCUGCAAACAUCAAAGCGCAUUAUAGGUCGGCCUCCGCCCUGCUCGCGCUGGACAAAGUUCUCGAAGCACUGGAUGUGGCAUCUCGUGGAUUCAAACUCGAUCCAACCAAUACAGCUUUGAAGAAACUGUUGGACCAGAUCAGAAGCCGGAUGGCAGUCAAAGAGGCAGAAGACCGCCGGCGCUUAGCAGAGCUGAGAAGGAAACAACAGGAGAAGGCAGCGUUAGACGCGGCGUUGAAGGCACGAAAGAUCGUUGUCCGUGGAUCUAAACACCCUCCGAACUUGGAAGACGCGACCAUUCGGUUGUCGCCAGAUCCGCUAUCGCCCAAAAGUCUGCUAGAAUUCCCAGUGAUGUUGCUCUAUCCGAUGCAUAACCAGACCGAUCUAAUCAAGGCCUGGGCCGAGAAAGAUGCCAUAACACAUCACCUGAGCUACAUACUACCCUUGCCGUGGGAUAGCAAGAACGAAUACAAACUGUCGACAGUAGACUGCUACAUGGAUACCAUCAGCGGUGGGCUCAUGAAAGUCGGUAAGAAGCUGACUUUGCUGGAGGCACUCUCCAAUGGGAAGACUGAGGUGGUGGACGGGCUGGUUAGGAUUUAUGUGGUGCCAGUGUCACUUGCACCUCAAUGGAUAGAAGAGAUGAAGAAGAAAAGGGGCAAAUAG